Molecule: messenger RNA, 1890 nt
Organism: Cydia pomonella (codling moth)
Lineage: Eukaryota; Metazoa; Arthropoda; Insecta; Lepidoptera; Tortricidae
Product: N-alpha-acetyltransferase 15, NatA auxiliary subunit
Exons: 10
Coding region: 107-1876 (589 amino acids)
Biological process (GO): N-terminal peptidyl-methionine acetylation
Cellular component (GO): cytoplasm; NatA complex
Molecular function (GO): protein binding; protein-N-terminal amino-acid acetyltransferase activity
Source: RefSeq, a predicted model, not a curated record
UAGACAAUCCUUCAUCGACUUCUUUGGUUUAUAGCCACGAGGUUUUUAGCUAUAUUUCAAUUUAUUAGUGAAAUAAUAAAAAUACGCUUCGUUUUCUUUGAACAAAAUGCCACCCAGUAAUCCUUUGCCGCCCAAAGAAAAUGCGCUAUUCAAAAGAAUUUUGCGUUGCUAUGAACAUAAACAAUAUAAAAAUGGUUUGAAAUUUGCCAAGCAAAUCCUCUCCAACCCAAAAUUCGCAGAACAUGGAGAGACCCUGGCAAUGAAAGGUUUGACUCUAAACUGCCUGGGACGUAAAGAAGAAGCAUACGAAUAUGUGCGCCGAGGCCUUCGAAAUGAUCUCAAGUCCCCAGUGUGUUGGCAUGUCUAUGGCCUCCUACAACGGUCUGAUAAGAAAUAUGAUGAGGCUAUCAAAUGUUAUCGGAAUGCUCUUAAAUGGGAAAAGGAGAAUAUACAGAUUCUUCGGGAUUUAUCCCUUCUCCAGAUCCAGAUGAGAGAUUUAGAAGGAUACAAGGACACCCGGUAUCAGCUGUUUAUGCUCCGACCAACACAGAGGGCUUCCUGGAUAGGCUUCGCGAUGAGCUAUCAUCUGCUUGGAGACUAUGAAAUGGCCAACAGCAUUCUCGACGCCUUCCGUACAAACCAAAUGAAAGGACCAUAUGAUUAUGAACAUUCAGAACUGCUAUUGUACCAAAACAUGGUUCUUGCAGAGUCCGGACAGUUUGACAGGGCUCUGUCACAUUUACACAAGUUCCAGACUCAGAUCCUUGAUAAAUUAUCAGUGAAAGAAACUAGUGGAGAAUAUUAUUUGAAGUUGAAAAGAUUUAAAGAGGCGGAGGCAGUUUAUGAAGACUUACUAAAGCGCAACCCUGAAAAUGUGAUGUAUUAUCAGAAACUUAUAGAAGCUAAACAACUUAGUGAUCCUGAUGAAAAAGUGGCCUUCUUCGAUGUAUAUAAGAAAGAGUAUCCCAAAGCAAUAGCGCCGCGGCGGCUGCAGCUGCCGGAGGCGGGCUCGCCGGCCGUGUUCGCCCGGCUGGUCGACGAGUACCUGCGCCACGGCCUGCACAAGGGCAUCCCGCCGCUCUUCGUCGACAUUAGAUCGUUAUACGCGGACAAAAGCAAAGCCGAAACGAUAGAAAAACUGGUACUGCAAUACAUAGAGAACUUAUCCAAAACCGGCACAUUCAGUUCCGACCCGAGCGAAGCGAAACAACCGGCCAGCGCUCUUCUAUGGGCGUACUAUUACGCCGCUCAGCACUUUGAUUAUAAGAAGGAUACGGACCGGGCUUUGAAGUAUAUAGACGCCGCGAUAGAACACACACCGACGUUGAUAGAGCUCUUUAUCGUUAAAGGAAGGAUAUAUAAGCACGCCGGCGACCCGGUGUCGGCGUACCAGUGGCUGGAGGAGGCGCAGGCCAUGGACACGGCGGACCGCUACGUCAACAGCAAGUGCGCGCGCUACAUGCUGCGCGCCGGCCACGUGGCGCGCGCCGAGGAGAUGUGCGCCAAGUUCACCAGAGAAGGUGUACCAGCCACAGAAAACCUGAACGAAAUGCAGUGUAUGUGGUUCCAAACGGAAGCCGCGGCGGCCUACCAGCGCGCCAGGCAGUGGGGCGAGGCGCUCAAGAAGGCACAUGAAGUUGAUAGGCACUUCUCCGAAAUAAUGGAGGACCAAUUCGACUUCCACUCGUACUGCAUGCGCAAAAUGACGCUGCGCUCGUACGUGGGGCUGCUGCGGCUCGAGGACGUGCUGCGCGCGCACCCCUUCUACUUCCGCGCCGCGCGCGCCGCCAUCGCCGUGUACCUGCGGCUCUACGCCUGCCCGCUGCAGGACAACGUGCAGCCUCAGGAGCCCGACACAGGUAGGACUACAACAUGACGCUGCGCUCGUAC